Naumovozyma castellii is the source of this 801-nucleotide messenger RNA. It is a transcript of the gene EMC3, whose product is annotated as ER membrane complex subunit EMC3. Lineage: Eukaryota; Fungi; Ascomycota; Saccharomycetes; Saccharomycetales; Saccharomycetaceae. The transcript has a single exon. The record is from RefSeq and is a predicted model, not a curated record. Bases 1 to 801 code for a protein of 266 amino acids.
AUGCUAUCAUAUUGGGCCAUCCUAGCAACUGCAUCAGUUGGUGUCACAGCCGAAUUGACGCUGGAUCCAAAGUUAAAAUACUGGGUCUUAUUACCCAUUUCCAUUGUGAUGGUCUUAGCUGGUAUACUACGUCAAUAUAUCACUGUAUUGAUUACUCCAAAAUUGAAAGGUCAGCCAAGGGUGAAACUCACAGAAUCACAGUACACAAUCAAAGCACAGGCAUUACUAGCCAACGGAUCCAAUCUAAGUAAAGAAUCCUUUGAAUUGAGGAAAGACUAUUUGGCUCAAGUGCUAACGGAAGGAAAAUAUCUUGCCAUUGAAAAUAAGGCUGAUGCCCAGCCAUUAAAUCCAUUGAAUGAUCCGACAUUGACUGACUCUAUGAUGGCCAUGGCGAAGGGUAACAUGGCUAAUUUUAUUCCGCAAACUUUGAUCAUGUGGUGGGUUAACCAUUUCUUUGCAGGAUUCGUCUUAAUGAAAUUGCCCUUCCCUUUAACAUUAAGAUUCAAGGAAAUGUUACAAAGCGGUGUCAUGACUUCGGAAUUGGAUGUCCGUUGGGUUAGUAGUAUUUCAUGGUACUUCAUUUCUGUUCUUGGGUUAAACCCUGUUUACAACCUUCUGCUAUCCGAAAAUAGCGAUGAUUCCCUUGGAAUGUUACAACAGGAUCCCAUGAUGGGUGCUCCAGGUGGUCCACAACCAGCUGAUAUGAUGAAGGCAUUAGCUAAUGAUUUAACCAUCGCAAAACAUGAAAGUUGUUUGACAAAUGUUGAAGAAAGGGUGCUUAAAUUGUACAGCAAAAAAUAA